AUGAAGUGUAAUCGCUGCGAAGAAGUUAUGAACGUGGAGGAAGUUUUAUGCUACGGAUGUGAAGGAUCGUAUCAUUAUGCGUGUUCAAUAUCGGAACGUACACUAAGAGCGAGGUCAAAGGCUGAUAGACAAUCAUGGCGUUGUCAAUACUGCCGCGAUAAGAAUAAACCCUCGAAAUCCUCACAGGAAUCCAUAUCGUCCGAUUUGGGAACUGGGUUCUCGAGUCAACUGGACCAAUUAAGUGGUGAUAUUAAUCCGACAUUAAAGCAGUUUAUGGAACAGGUCGUUUCUUCCUUGCAAUUUAUGUCCAAUAAGAUGGAGGAACUAAGUUCCUCUAUGAACUCAAUCGCCAAAGAAAAUAAAGAACUAAAGGAUGAAAUAAAAACGCUGAACCAACACAUGGAGACCAAGGAUAAGCAAAUUGAAACAUUAACCGCGCGCGUCACGAAAUUAGAGCAAUAUAAAAAACGAAAAUUCAUAGAAAUUCAUGGGGUGGAUGGAGAUAAAUCAACUUCACCUGAAGAUAAGUUCAAAAUUAUCUCAGAAAAAAUAGGGUGUGAAGGGAUACCUUAUAAAACUGUGGAUCUCAUAAAUCUCAAAAGCUCCAAUAUUCUAUUAGUCAAACUUCACACCGUGGAAAAUAAGGAAAAAUUUAUUAAGAUGGGAAAAAUGUGGUGGAGAAACUUUUCUGAGGAGGAGAGAAAAACUACUAAACGUCUGUAUUUUAAUGAACAUCUCACACCUGAAAACCGACUGCUAUUUCGCGAAACACGGAAAAAAUCUGCCGCGCUUGGGUACAAGUAUACGUGGAUAAAAAAUGGACGCAUAUUAAUAAAAAAGGACGAUAGUGCCAAAGUGUUAAGUGUCAAUUCUGUUAAAGACGUAGAAAAACUCAUCUAA
Messenger RNA from Photinus pyralis (common eastern firefly), 900 nucleotides. RefSeq lists its product as uncharacterized. NCBI's taxonomy places the organism in Eukaryota, Metazoa, Arthropoda, Insecta, Coleoptera, Lampyridae. The transcript has a single exon. The record is from RefSeq and is a predicted model, not a curated record. Bases 1 to 900 code for a protein of 299 amino acids.